Messenger RNA from Struthio camelus australis, 1862 nucleotides. NCBI's taxonomy places the organism in Eukaryota, Metazoa, Chordata, Aves, Struthioniformes, Struthionidae. The record is from RefSeq and is a predicted model, not a curated record.
AUGAAAGAAGAAGAAGGAGGCGAAGAAGAGGAAGAAGAGAACAGGCCUAGGUUAGAAGAGAAGGGAGAUGAGAAAUUGUUAUGUUGGAUCACAGGUGUUAUCCUUCUUGCAGUUGGAGUCUGGGGCAAGCUCACUCUAGGCACAUACAUCUCUCUCAUUGCUGAAAACUCCACCAAUGCCCCCUAUGUGCUCAUUGGAACGGGUACCACAAUCAUCGUCUUUGGGCUUUUUGGCUGCUUUGCCACUUGUCGAGGCAGCCCAUGGAUGCUGAAAUUGUAUGCCAUGUUCUUGUCCCUGGUAUUCCUGGCUGAGCUAGUGGCUGGCAUUUCAGGGUUUGUGUUUCGCCAUGAGAUCAAGGAUACUUUCCUUAGGACAUAUACUGAAGCGAUCCAGAAUUACAACAAGAAUGAUGAGCGGAGCCAUGCAGUGGAUAACGUCCAGGAAAGUCUGAGCUGCUGUGGCAUUCAGAGCUACACUAACUGGAGCACCAGCCCCUAUUUCUUCAAACAUGGCAUCCCUACAAGCUGUUGCAUGAAUUCCAGUGACUGUAAUACUCAGGAUCUGCGCAAUAUGACCGUGGCUGCUACUAAAGUAAACCAGAAGGGCUGUUACGAUUUGGUGACCAGUUUUAUGGAGACAAAUAUGGGAAUCAUAGCUGGAGUGGCUUUUGGGAUUGCAUUCUCACAGUUGAUUGGAAUGCUGCUGGCAUGCUGUCUGUCCCGGUUUAUUACUGCUAAUCAGUAUGAGAUGGUGUAACAAGUCUUUCAGAAGUGAGAAAUCCAGAGCCUGUCUCAAGAUCGGGAGCUGCAGAAUUCGAGAAAGACUGAAAAGAAUGUUAUAGCACACACUGUCUCUCGCCCGCCCGCACACCCACACACACGCAAGCACGUGCGCGCGCACACUCACACCCCGUCUCCUGAAGUCUGUCCCAUGCGUAGUGUACCAUCCUGUGAAGUACCGCAGUGCCGCAGAGAGUAGCCUCAACUGUUCAGCAUCUAGACCCGACCUCCAUCCUCAAGGCUCUGCGUAUGAUGGCACUGUACGUAUGUUCUUGGUCAUACAGUAGUUGCAUUGUAAGUUAACAAAGGUAAUUCAUUAACAACAGCAUUGAUCAGGCUGUGCAUGUAGUGACUGGAGGGCAUAAUUAGCCUUUCACCAUGGUUAAUAAGUGUUGCACACAUUCAUAUAAACCGGUAUAGGAAGUAUAUAUUCUUUUGGGUUCCUCUUAAUUUCUUUCGUUUAUUGCUUUACUAAGGUUUUCAUCCUUUCCCCCUUCCCUGCACCUGUCGCCCUACCCCAAAACCCAAGAAACCAGUAACAAAACAUAAAGAUACUUGAAAAUGAUGUUAAAAUGUUGUGCUUGAAGGGAACCAUUAUUCCUGAUGUUCUUCUACAUCUCUGAUUCUUACUCAGUGUUGUAUGCCUAGUGCGUAUCCCAGUAGGCUUUGUCUAGUGCAUUUUGCCUCUGAACCUGUGUAAUACUGUUAUUAAGCUGUGUUGUUGCUUACUGUGAAGGCAGUAAUUUUGCUUCCUUUAUUUUUAUUAGAUAGUUAUGAACUAAUUGAACUGUGCUGUACUGCGGCCUUCAUACUUUUUCCUGUUCUUUCUUUUUCUUUCUUUUUGCAUUGAAGUUGCAGCCACCAAAUACAUUGCUGAAUCAAAUCAAAAUAAAAACAAUAAAAAACCACACACAGAAAGCCAGGCAUAUGGAAUAUUUUUGGGGGAAAGCAAAAAUUUAAAACCUUUUUAAAAAAAAAUAGGACUUUUUUAAUAACGCCUCUGUCUAGCAUGCCAACGAGAAUGCGUUGAUAUUGUGAGUAUUUGUGAUAUACAUAUUAAUAAAUGGAACCAUUACAGAUUUC